AAAUGCAGUAUAUGAAAAGGUCUUGAUGCAGAACUUUAUUAUGUGAGAAACGACCUUAUUAGUCACUACGCUCUGUCCUUUAACCUGUUAGUGCCCAGUGAGACAAAUUUCCUGCACUUCACUUGGUAUGCGAAGUCCAAGGUUGAAUAUAAACUGGGAUUCCAAGUAGAUAACUUUGUGGCUAUGGAGAUGCCCCAGGUCAACAUUUCUGUUCAGGGGGAAGUCCCACGUACUUUAUCAGUGUUUCGGGUCGAGCUUUCCUGUACUGGCAAAGUAGAUUCUGAAGUUAUGAUACUAAUGCAGCUCAACUUGACAGUAAAUUCUUCAAAAAAUUUUACAGUCUUAAAUUUUAAACGGAGGAAAAUGUGCUACAAAAAACUUGAAGAAGUAAAAACUUCAGCAUUGGACAAAAACACUAGCAGAACUAUUUAUGAUCCUGUACAUGCGGCUCCAACCACUUCUACACGUGUAUUUUAUAUCAGUGUAGGGGUUUGUUGUGCAGUAAUAUUUCUUGUAGCAAUAAUAUUAGCUGUUUUGCACCUUCAUAGUAUGAAAAGGAUUGAACUGGAUGACAGCGUCAGUGCCAGCAGCAGUUCCCAGGGGCUGUCUCAGCCCUCCACCCAGACAACUCAGUACCUGAGGGCCGACACACCCAACAACGCAGCUCCAGUCACCAGUUAUCCUACCUUGCGGAUAGAGAAGAACGACCUGAGAAGUGUCACUCUUUUGGAAGCCAAAGCCAAGGUGAAGGAUAUAGCAAUAUCCAGAGAGAGGAUAACACUAAAAGAUGUUCUCCAAGAAGGUACUUUUGGGCGUAUUUUCCAUGGGAUUUUGGUGGAUGAAAAAGAUCCAAAUAAAGAAAAGCAUACAUUUGUAAAAACGGUUAAAGAUCAUGCCUCCGAGAUCCAGGUGACCAUGAUGCUGACAGAAAGCUGUAAGCUGCGAGGUCUUCACCACAGAAAUCUUCUCCCUAUUACUCAUGUGUAUAUAGAAGAAGGAGAAAAGCCAAUGGUGAUGCUGCCUUAUAUGAAUUGGGGGAAUCUUAAAUUGUUUUUACGGCAAUGCAAAUUAGUAGAGGCCAAUAACCCACAGGCCAUCUCUCAGCAAGAUCUGGUACAUAUGGCCAUUCAGAUUGCCUGUGGAAUGAGCUACUUGGCAAGAAGGGAAGUCAUCCACAAAGACCUGGCUGCUAGGAACUGUGUCAUUGAUGACACACUUCAAGUUAAGAUCACAGACAAUGCCCUCUCUAGGGACUUGUUCCCUAUGGACUAUCACUGUCUGGGUGACAACGAAAACAGGCCAGUUCGAUGGAUGGCUCUUGAAAGUCUGGUUAAUAAUGAGUUCUCUAGCGCUAGUGACGUGUGGGCCUUUGGAGUGACACUGUGGGAGCUUAUGACUCUGGGCCAGACGCCCUACGUGGACAUUGACCCCUUUGAGAUGGCCGCAUACCUGAAAGAUGGUUACCGGAUAGCACAGCCAAUCAACUGUCCUGAUGAAUUAUUUGCUGUGAUGGCCUGUUGCUGGGCCUUAGAUCCAGAGGAGAGGCCCAAGUUUCAGCAGCUGGUCCAGUGUCUCACAGAGUUCCAUGCCGCCCUGGGAGCCUACGUCUGACUCCUCUCGGCUCCGCAGCCCCAGAGGACAGUUGCUGCUGUGGCUGUCUCCUGUGUAAUGCAGUGCCAGCAGAAGCACAUUUUCUUCCAGAGCACCAGGCCUUAGAAAUGCUUUCAGAAGCUGAACUUUUUAAAAGACAGAUAUAAUGAUCUGGAAUAUGUUUUAGGUAUCACUUUUAUUAAGUUGAAUUGAAAGGGAUUUUGUAAAUUUUGGGGGGCAAAAUUUUUUAAAAACAUAGUUACUUUGGACUAAGGGUGCAUUCUUAAUAAACAGUUUUUAAAAUUGUUUAGACACAGGUAUUUGGAAUAGCUGUCUUAGUGCCAACUGCUUUUUAUGUUUUUACUUCAUCCAGAUAAUGUAGGUGAUUUACCUUUAAAGUUGUUUUAAUAUUUUUUAUCACUACUCUUAGGAAUGGUUUGUGUUCAAGAUACAGUACUUAGGAAAGAGAAAGCAGCAUAAAAAGGUAUCUGAUUUACCUUGUACUUAGAAAAGGCAAUACUGGAGGGA
Molecule: messenger RNA, 2118 nt
Organism: Octodon degus (degu)
Lineage: Eukaryota; Metazoa; Chordata; Mammalia; Rodentia; Octodontidae
Gene: Ryk
Product: receptor-like tyrosine kinase
Exons: 15
Coding region: 184-1611 (475 amino acids)
Biological process (GO): multicellular organism development; cell surface receptor protein tyrosine kinase signaling pathway; protein phosphorylation
Cellular component (GO): signaling receptor complex
Molecular function (GO): ATP binding; protein kinase activity
Source: RefSeq, a predicted model, not a curated record